Rhizopus microsporus ATCC 52813 is the source of this 447-nucleotide messenger RNA. RefSeq lists its product as uncharacterized. The transcript has 3 exons. The record is from RefSeq and is a predicted model, not a curated record. Bases 1 to 447 code for a protein of 148 amino acids. NCBI's taxonomy places the organism in Eukaryota, Fungi, Mucoromycota, Mucoromycetes, Mucorales, Rhizopodaceae.
AUGGCUAAAGGUUUAGAAAGUUUCAAAUUACCAUUGAAAUGGAAACCGGGUGCUGAUCUCAUGAGCAAAAUGCUAUUAAGCGAUCCAGAAAUAAUGCGUAUAAUUAUUCACUCUCUUAUUGGUGUAGAUGUUCCUCCUGAUAGCUACUCAGUAGUCCCAACUGAGUGGGCUGAUACUAAAGGUGUAUAUACCCUGUAUGCCUCACAAAACACGAGUAAUGAAAAAUUCAUUUCAGUACUUGUUGCUAUUCAAGAGGAAGUUAACCAAACUACAAUUUUGGAAACCAUCGAACGCUCAACGUUGGUUUAUGAGAAUUUUAGAAUCUUACCCACAGUUUUGGUCAUUUCUAUCAAAAGCAGCUCUAGAUUAAAGAACGAUGGAGAAUUUAGUGUUGCUGAUGUUUCAUUUUUGAUGCAAUGUGAAUCUAACCAACAUGAAUACAACUAA